GGUGAAGAUGAAUGUCCUGAAUGGACAAUAGUCCAAAAAUGGAACAAAAAGAAAAUUGCCUAAAAUUGGAGUGGAGUAUAUGUUGGAUAAUUAAUCGUUUCUUGUUGGAAUCUGUUUUGUUGAGUAAGAAUGCAUAUGCGGGAGACUGGUUUGAGGUGUUGAAUGGUGAAGUAUGUGCUGGGAGAGGUGGAGUCUGUCAGAGUGACCAGGAGUGUGGUCUUAUUCUGAUUAGUUUUAUUUCUGAAGAGCAGAGGAAGAUUGCAGUGAGCCUCAAAAGAAUCCGGACAACAGAAGUAUGGUGCUUUGAACUUCGGAGCAGAGCGCUCAUCGAAGGAGUCAUCUCAGGGGUGACGACUGAUGUUCAGGUUGAAUACCUGCAGAGAAAUCCUGGGUUGAUGGAGCCAGACUUGGAUUAAACUAAGUACUGUGACACAACAUCUGUAAAGAAGAGAGGAGGAGAGACGUCAAGAGCAGAAACAUCUGUAAAUCUCUAAGGGUUCCCUAAUCUGCAUAUUCAUACCACGGGAACCACAGACUGUUUGUGGUUUGACAUCUUGUGACUGUCAUUGACACAACAGACAAAACUCAUCAUAAUGGAAUCUCUCUCACAACAAGAGUCCAUUCUAGAUUGUCAGAUCUCACAACAAGACUCCAUGUUAGAAUGUCAGAUCUGUUUCAACUAUUACAGUUUGUGGCGUAGGCCCAAGCUCCUGGACUGCCAGCACACCUGCUGCUCAGUGUGCUUGACCCAGAUGAGGAUGAGCCAGAGUGAGCUGCGCUGCCCCUGGUGUCGCUUUGUCACCACUUUGCCCCCAGGGGUCUCUGUCUCCCAACUCCUAGAUGACCCGGACACUAUGGCCAUCAUCUCUGUCCCAUACACACCUGUCUUCAUACGGCUGCCGUGUAACGCCUACCUUCCAGUAGAACACCAUGAGAGGGCUACAGGGAUGGAGGAGGAACAUGGAAUGAUGGAAGGGGAGGAAGGUAGUUGUACGAGUGCAUUUGGGACCAGGUUCUGCUUAGUGGCUGUUGUGGGAUUUGUCCUACUCUUACUUGUGUACAUUAUACUGCACAGCAUGACCUGCAACUCAGAACGGUUCACCAUGAUAUCCUGUGGCUGAAAGACUUGAUGAUGAUAAUAAUAAGCUAUUUGGGAUCUUUAUAUCUCACUCCCCAAAAUUCCAGGACAUUGUCACAAUGCCAACAUUCAGGCUAUUUCUUAACCACAAAUAGUACUGCCAUACUGAGUAAGGAAAUGGUUGCCAUACAUUGUAUUUCAAAUGUGUUCAGAUAUAUUGAGUCAUUAUUUAUUUAUUUUUUUCAAAUGAUUUCUCAUGUCUUUGUGCAAUAGACAGUUAAAAAAUUAAACCAAUCACCAUUAUGCUUCUCUGUUGUGAUUCACCCAGAAAAGCACAAAUCAAAUGUUAUUGUCACAUACACAUUUAGCAGAUGUUAUUGCGGUUGUAGCAAAAGGCUUACUUGUGUUAAUUCAUAUGAAAAACAUAACUGACCCAUUUUUAGAGGUCUGUGAAUUGUAUUUCUUCAAGUCUUCCUUUUCACCUACAGGUGAUGCUACUUGACUUUUUUAGUGACAUUUUAAUCUUUAGGUCCCACACAAUCAAGGCUCUAAAUUAAUAUUUUUAAGAUGGAAGAACUGUCAGAAAAGCAAACACUUUUUUGCCCAUCAAGAUCAGGGUUUACUCUAAUCAUUUCAUUACUGGUUCACCAGCUGACCUCUAUCAAGACACCCAUGUCAACUGGAUUCCUACUGUGAAGAGGAGCAACAUCAGUUUCUCCUUCAACUUGAUACUUUUCCAAAUAUGAAAGGAGACAUCCCUCAGUUAUAUGAGAUGGUUGUCAUAUGCUGUGCUUUGGACAAUCUGAAUGAUUCUGUUGUGUCAGAUAUGUAGAGAGCACCUUCACCUUGUCGUCAUGACUAAACUGCCCCCUCAAAGUGUGUGUGUGUGUGUGUGUGUGUAAUUUGGAACUUGUAAAAGACUAUCGUUUGUAUUGUAAACAUACUGUACUUAAAUAAUAUAUUGUUGUAUGGGUGAAAUGAAAGUAUUUUACUAUCUCUUCUUUGCCUAGCCCCAUUGAAUAAAAAGCAUUUCUUAGCCCAA
Molecule: messenger RNA, 2120 nt
Organism: Oncorhynchus tshawytscha (Chinook salmon)
Lineage: Eukaryota; Metazoa; Chordata; Actinopteri; Salmoniformes; Salmonidae
Product: E3 ubiquitin-protein ligase RNF152
Exons: 3
Coding region: 594-1121 (175 amino acids)
Molecular function (GO): metal ion binding; ubiquitin protein ligase activity
Source: RefSeq, a predicted model, not a curated record